Dictyostelium purpureum is the source of this 2529-nucleotide messenger RNA. RefSeq lists its product as uncharacterized. The record is from RefSeq and is a predicted model, not a curated record. The coding region runs from base 1 to 2529 and encodes 842 amino acids. Gene Ontology annotation, cellular component: nucleus; MCM complex. NCBI's taxonomy places the organism in Eukaryota, Evosea, Eumycetozoa, Dictyosteliales, Dictyosteliaceae. Gene Ontology annotation, biological process: mitotic DNA replication; DNA replication initiation; double-strand break repair via break-induced replication. The transcript has 2 exons. Gene Ontology annotation, molecular function: single-stranded DNA binding; ATP binding; single-stranded 3'-5' DNA helicase activity.
AUGAUGUAUAGUUCAGGAACAAUAGAUGAUAAAAAUACUAUUAAAACGCAACAACCACAAUUCCAAAAAGUUAAAGACGAAGCUAAAGAAUGGACCAAAACGAAAUUUUUAAAUUUUUUAAAUAGUUUUGUGUUAAAGAAAAAUAAUAAUAGUAAUAAUAAUGAUAAUGGCAAUAAUGAUAGUAAUAGCAAUAAUAAAAAACAAGAUAUUUAUUAUUAUACACAGGUCGAAAAAAUGAUUAAAAAUGAAAAAUCAAGCUUAUAUAUAGAUUUUACACAUAUAGAGUCAUUUGAUAAAGAUUUAUCAAAAGCAUUAUUAUUUGAAUAUUUUAGAUUAGAACCAUCAUUAAAACAAAGUUUAUCAAUUUUUAUUCAAGAUCAUUUUCCAAAAUUUAUGAGUAAAAUUAAUAAAGAAAAACUUAUAUUGUCAAUUUGUUGUUUUAAUGUUUUAAAUUUUGUUCAUAUUAGAGAAUUAAGAUCAAGUAGAAUUGGUUCAUUAUGUUCAAUUUCAGGUACAGUUACAAGAACAUCAGAAGUUAGACCAGAAUUAGUUAUUGGGUCAUUUAUUUGUAAAGAUUGUAAUACAUCAUCACAGCCAAUACCACAGCAAUUUAAAUAUACAGAGCCAACUAAAUGUUUAAAUCCUCUAUGUUCAAAUACCAGACGUUGGAAAAUUAAUAUGGAAGAAUCAACAUUCACUGAUUGGCAAAAGGUUAGGGUUCAAGAGAAUAAUAGCGAAAUUCCAGGUGGCAGUAUACCACGUUCAUUAGAGAUUAUUUUAAGAGGUGAUUCGGUUGAAACUGCUCGUGCUGGUGAUACUUGUACAUUUGUUGGAACUGUGAAUGUAAUUCCUGACGUAUCGAAAAUGGCCAUUGGUACCAAUGCAACCAUUGUCAAAGGUGUAUCAGCUCCUUCUUCGGAUAAAGGGGGUAAGGAUGAUUUUGGUGGUGUCAGUGGUUUAAAGGAUCUUGGUAUUCGUGAAAUGAACUAUAGAGUUUGUUUCUUUUCGCAGUCUGUAAGAUCUAAUGUUUCAAAAUCCAAUUCAAUCAAUAAAAAAGAUUCACCUGAAGAUCAUAUCAAAAGUAGCUCAAACGAUGAAGAUGACGAAGAAUUGGAGUCUAAAGAAUCAUUUUUAGAAUCAUUACCAGAAAAAGAAAGAGUCGCAUUAACCAAGAUGUUAAAACCAACCAAAAUUUAUGAAAAGUUAGUGCAUUCCAUUUGUCCCUCUAUUUUUGGUAAUGAAGAAAUUAAACGUGGUGUAUUAUUAAUGCUAUUUGGUGGUGUGCAUAAAAAAACACCUGAAAAAAUUAGACUUCGUGGCGAUAUCAAUGUGUGUAUUGUAGGUGAUCCAUCAACUUCAAAAAGUACCUUUUUAAAAUAUUUAAAUACAUUUUUACCAAGAACUGUCUACACAUCCGGUAAAGCAUCAUCUGCUGCUGGUUUAACCGCUACCGUCGUAAAAGAUUCAGAUAGUGGUGAUUUUAAUAUUGAGGCUGGUGCUUUAAUGUUGGCUGAUAAUGGUAUUUGCUGCAUUGACGAAUUUGACAAAAUGGAACCAUCAGAUCAAGUUGCAAUUCACGAAGCUAUGGAACAACAAACUAUUUCAAUCUCUAAAGCUGGUAUUCAUGCAACAUUAAAUGCUAGAACAAGUAUUUUAGCCGCUGCUAACCCAAUUGGCGGUCGUUAUGAUAAAACUAAAAUCUUAAAGCACAACUUAAAUAUUGGUGGCCCAUUAAUGAGUAGAUUCGAUUUAUUCUUUGUUGUAGUCGAUGAACCAAACCCAGAAUCUGAUAAAAGAAUUGCUCAACACAUUGUAUCUAUUCAUCAAAAGAAAGAAAAGGCUUUUCAUUCACCAUUCUCUGCCACCGAAAUUAAAAACUAUAUAAAGUAUGCUAAAUUUAUUCUACCUGUCAUUCCACCAGAAAAUUACCAUCUCUUUGAAAUUUAUUAUGAUAGAUUAAGACAAAUGGAGGUACAAGGCGGUAGAUCAACAUCCUAUCGUAUUACAGUAAGACAGUUAGAGUCAUUGGUUAGACUAUCAGAAUCAUUAGCAAGAUUACAUUUGGAUACAGUGGUUAAAAAAAUAUAUAUAGACGAAGCUUUUAGACUUUUACAAAAAUCAAUUAUUCAUAUUGAAACAACCGAUGUAGUUUUAGGUGAAGAAGAGGAAGAGUUAACCAUUAAACAAAACAAUAACAAUAGCAACAGCAAUAAUCAAGACGAAAAUAAUGAUAAUAAUUUAAUUAAAAUGGAUUUCGCCAAAUAUUCACAAUUAAGUAAACUAUUGGUUUUAGCUAUAAGACAACUAAAAAAAGAAUCUGGUAUCAAACAAAUCGAUCUUGUUGAUUGGUAUCUUAAUGACCAAAUAGAAUCAAAUAAUAUAACAAAAGAAGAAAUGGAUACUGAAAGAAUAACAAUUAGUAAAGUAAUUAGCCGUAUGAUAUAUACAGAUAAUAUUUUAUUGAUUUUAACACCCAAUGACGACCAUGAUCAUAGAGUUUUAAUUAUUCACCCAAAUCACACCGAUUAA